Molecule: messenger RNA, 4954 nt
Organism: Elgaria multicarinata webbii
Lineage: Eukaryota; Metazoa; Chordata; Lepidosauria; Squamata; Anguidae
Gene: CCDC141
Product: coiled-coil domain containing 141
Exons: 24
Coding region: 147-4748 (1533 amino acids)
Source: RefSeq, a predicted model, not a curated record
UUUUGGCAGAGCAAUCAGUGUUAGCUGAGCUCUUUCACGGAAUGAAGCCAAGUAACCCCAUUUGUUGCCUUUUGCAAUGACCAGCAGAUUCACACAGCCGCGAAGAGGGAACCUUUUCACAUGAAGCCCAGUUCUGCUAGAGCACCAUGUCAAGCAAGAACAGUUCUGAUGAUCCGCCUUCCACAACAACCGUUAGUUCCGUUCUUGUCCAGGCUGGAGACAGCAGAAUUAUCAUAGCUGUUCUUAAGUGUGGGCAAUGGGUGCAGCUCCAGCUAGCUGAAUCGGUGCCAAAUUUAUUAGAAAUUGGCAGCAAUCAAGAAGAGACCAACAAAUUAUUGCAAGAUCAUGAACUUCUCCUGGCUAAAGUUAAGCCUUUGGAAGGCCAAGUUUGGGACCUGUUACGAGAAGCAGACGAAACCGCAGCAGAAAACAAAGAUCAAGGGCAGGUGUAUGAUGCUAUGGCAGAAACACUGGGAGAUGCUUGGGAUUCCCUUGUUAGUUUUCUAGAGAAGCGGAGGGUGCUUUUGAAACUUACUUCGAGUUUUUUUGAAAAUGCUCUUGAGUUUGCUGUCAAGAUCGACCAAGUCGAAGAUUUCCUGCAGAAUUCCCAGGAGUUUGAGAACCCUGAAUCCCUGAAAGCACUCCUUCAUCAGCAUGAACAUCAUACAAAAGAGCUCUUAGAAAAGUCACUUGUCCUCUUGAACAAAAGCCAUGACCUUACCGAAUUCAUAGAGGAAUUCAAAGCUGAUGGGCCGAAUGUCAAUCCAGAAUUUGUCCAGGGAGCUCAUAGCAGCUGCUUGAAAAUUGACAGCCUCCUUGAAGUUCUCCAAGACCGGAGGAGGCAGCUGGACAAGUACUUGAAGCUGCAGCGCCGAGGACUGGAGCAGGUUAUGCAAAUCUGCCAGUGGCACUACCAGGAAAAUCAGAUAACCUCUUGGUACAAGCAGAAUAUAAAAGAUUAUUUCCAUAAGCAAAACCUUGGGUCAUCUUUAAAAGACAAUGAAGAAUUGCUUCAGGAGCACACAGAAAUGGAAAAUAAGGUUAAAGAAUGGAAUUCUGCUUUGGAAGAUUUAAAAUCGGAUGCACUCAGGAUUCUGUUCUCAGAGGAGUAUGCUGAAAAAGAGCACCUAAAGCUUUCGAAUCAGAAGAUAAAUCUGUUGCAACAGGAAGUGAACCGCUGUAUGGAUGAACGGAAGACUUUGUUGCAAGAAACCAAUGACUUUUUCAACACAGCGAAAAAGGCAUAUGACAUACUUGGAAAUGUAGAAGCUUCCCUUAAACUUCUUGACUGCGAAGAUUUAAGCUUGCCUCUAUUGGCAAUAAAGUAUGAGGAACUGCAGAAAGAAAUUAAAGAUGGAUCAGCUGAUACCCUGCGGAAGGGACACACCUUACUUAGCAAAGGAGAUGCCCACAGCUCUUGGAUGACUGGUGUGCAGGAAUCGAUAGACUGCAUUCAGAAAAGAGUAGAUCACUUGAUCAAGCAGUGCCCUGCUUACAAAGAACUCGCCUCAAAAAAGCAACAAUUAACCACCUCCUUAGAUGAUUAUCUCAAGAAGGCCUCUACGAAGAUUAAAAACAUUGGUCCAAUACUCUCAGUUGCGAUGAAUCCUGGAUCAUCUGUGCCUGAAUCAGAGAAAGUCUUGGACAAAUAUUUAGAGCUGGCAAAUCAAACCAAGGAGAUGGCCAAUGAACUGGAAUUAGCUGUGAGAAUUUUUAAAGAGAUGGAAGAAUUUGAAACCACAGAAGUGACAGCUUUUUCUAACAAAGCCGACCUUCUGAAUGAAGAACUGACAACACUGAACAAGAAUAUUAGCUUAAAACUUGAAGUCCUGAAGCCAUAUGUGGCCUUUUUAAAGUCGUCAACUGAGGUUGGAGCUGAUGUUCAGAGGCUGAAAGAGUUCUAUAUAACUGAGCCUUUGCAAGAAGACAUUGACGCUAAAAAUGAGGCCUUGAUGCAGUCAGCAGACAUCCAGUGGCAGAUGGUUUUGAAGAAGAUUCUUUCCACUCAAGAUAUGGGGCAUGACUUUUUAAAUUUAGUAAACAUGGUAAAUGAGAAUCUAAUAUUGAAUGUAGAAAAUGUUGUACAAGUAACUGAACAUACUAUUGAUGUUCUGAACAAAGAAAAGGAAGAAUUGACACGGCUUUGGACAACAUGGAAACUUAAUAUGAAUCAAGUGAAAUCCAUUAAACAGCAGUGUGGGAAAUUUAAUGAGCAAUUUAAAAGUACUACACAAAACCUAAACUCUCUUCAAGAGGCACUCAAGUCUACCGCAGCACUUGAUCUUGGAAGUAACCUUUCGAUACUUGUAGAACUGCAAAAUAAAUUUAACCAAAUGAAACCACAGUUUCAGCAACUCAAUGCUGAGGUGGAAUACACAUUAAAGUUAUCAGAGCAGCUGAGCUUGAAAGGAGUUCCUGACAUGGAAAAGUCUGAGAAAGUAAGUGAGCUUAUGCAUCUCCAUAAAGAGAUAAAGGAAAGGAUGGCAGAAUAUGAUGACAUUUUCAACAAAACCCUCAGAUUCCAUCAUGUCAAAGAGGAACUUGAAGGUCUCAUAAAAACAGGAGGACUGGCGAUCACAGAAAUGAAAGAUGUGCCCAGUGACACCCCUCAUGCUAAGAUCCAUCUGAAUAAUGCUCAGGAGAAGCACGCACAUAUCAGGCACCUGUACAAAUUGGCACUUACACUUGGAAUGGAUAUAAUUUCAGCAGCGAAACAUCCUAAUUCCUUUCAUAUUUCUGUAAAGAACCUACAGCAGCAGCUGGACGCCCUGGAGUCUGACAGCGUUCACUGGGGUUCCAAAGCUGAAAUGUAUGAGGAAGAGCUGUCACACAUCCUCCAUUUCUGCACCAAAAGAGACGAGAUACAUGAGAUCAGAGAAUCAUUUAAAGACCUCAAAAAGAAAUUCAACAACAUGAAAUUCAACUAUAGCAAGAAAACUGAAAAAUCACGAAACCUGAAGACCUUAAGGAUUCAGAUUCAGCAAGUCGAGGGAUAUACUGAAAAAAUGCAGGUACUGAAAAAGAAGUCAGAGAAUUUAAAGAAGAAGAUCUUUGAUUCCUUAGCAACUCUGCCAAGUGAUAAAGCUGGGGUGCUUUCUCAGUCCAUCAAUGAAUUAGAGAAACAACUGAGUGAAUUUGGCAAGGUUAUGGAAGAUUACAAACAGAAUUUAGAUCUGAUGGAGCACCUGCAGCAGAUGGUGGAAGAGUGUCAAUUUUGGUGUGAAGAAGCAAGUGCUACGGUACUUAGAGUUGGAAAAUAUUCAUCAGAGUGUAAAACGAGGGAAGCAGUAGAAAUACUCUACAAGCAAUUCAACAAGUUUGUUGACCCUGUUAUCCCUCAGCAAGAGGAAAGAAUUCGGCAAAUUAGUAAUCUUGCGAAAGAUUUAUAUGGCAUUGAAGAAGGAAAGAAGUAUGUUGAAAAAAUAGCAGGAAAACACAAGGAAGUUCUUGAUUCUAUCAGUGAACUGUGUAGUUCCUUAACAGAACUUGAAGACAAGCUUGGGGAAGACUCACUCAAAGGAAAAGGGCCAAGUUCUGAUAAUACAGAUGCUGAGCUAGUUGCAGAAUGUGACAAGCUGGAAAAGAAGAUAGAGAAGGAGCAUGUAAAAGGAACGGCAAGCGAGCCAAAACAGGAAGAGCAGAUUGAGGAUUCUGUUUCACAGGACCCAGAAUUGUUAUCUCCUGCCAAAGAGGAUAGUUUCCAGGCUGAGCUCCUGGCAGAAGAAGUGAUCUCUGGAGACGAAUAUGAGUGUAUAUCCCCUGAUGAUAUCUCUUUGCCACCCCUUUCUGAGACGCCAGAAUCCAACCUUCUGCAUUCUGAAAUGGAGCUGGAAGAGCCACCUUGCAGUAGCUCCCGCAGUCUGCAUGUCAGCUCCUAUAGUGUGCAAAUGCCGAUAAACGCUGGCAGUAAGAGAAUGGCAGAUGAAUCGGAUCGCUUAACCUCUGUUGCUUAUGCUGACAUGCCUGGUCACAGGAAGGAACGUAUGUCAGAACAGCUAGAGAGGUUUUCUUCCUCUACCUUAAGCUACCACUCGAAAUGCAAAGUGGAAUCUCCUUUUGCUCAUAGUUCACCAGAAAUGCCUGAAGCCAGCCCUGUUUCCUGCACGCUCAAGACAAAGGCUGCCUAUUGCAUGACGAGUGAAGUGUGCGAGAGCCAUUUGCAACGCCAUGGGGGUCACAGGAGCAUGACAGAAGCGCAAAGACAAUUGCAUGCUAUAAAUAACUUUACUAAAAACCAGGAUAGGCUGCAUGCUUUACCCGAUGCAUUCUCAGGUCUCCUGUUUCAAUCAGACGCCACCAGAAGCUGUCAGAGGCAGAUGGUCACCCGAGAAGAGAUUAAAAGUGUAUCUGAAAAGAACAGCAUGGUCAGCCUAUCUGGACAGGCGCCUAACUUCUCCAAGCUCCUGUCUAAUGUAACUGUCAUGGAAGGUUCUCCGGUGACUUUGGAAGUAGAAGUAACAGGAUUCCCAGAGCCUACACUGACCUGGUACAAGAAGGGCCAGAAAGUGACUGGAGAUGAGCACUUAAAGCUCUUACACAAGGACACAAAGUAUACUUUGUUCAUUCAGAAGGUGUGUGACACAGACGCUGGGCUCUAUGUGGUUCGAGCUAAAAAUUCUAGUGGCACAGUCUCUUCCAGUGCCAUCCUCCAUGUGAAAGGUAACGGGGCACUUAUAAAAAGACUAGACUGGAUAAUCCUGUGUGCCCUCUACUUGGUUGUAUCACUUGCAUACUGGCUGUUCACUUAGUACAGGACUCUGACUUCACCGGACUUCUAACUUUCACAACUGGAGACAACAGCAAACGGUCGACUUUCUCUACACCUCACAUCACCUUUGCCUCUCUUGCUUAUGAGUCACUCUGAAUCUAGUGCUUUUAUAUUAAUAUCACAGCUACACUGGAAGUUGUUAUUCCAUUAUGCUUCAGUAAUGUUACAGGGGGGAAAGACAUUUUA